AUGGAUCAGCAGGCAAUGAACGAUCGGGCGAACAAGGCGACAAACGAGUCGGUCGACGCAACCCGUCGAAUGCGAACGAUGAUGGAGGACGCAGCCGACGCGGGAGUCAACACGCUGGUGAUGCUCGACGAACAGGGCGAGCAGCUGAAUAGAAUCGAAGAAGGCAUGGACCAAAUCAAUAAUGACAUGAAGAAAGCCGAAGAACAACUGACGAAUUUGGAGAAAUGCUGCGGAUGCUGCAUCUGUCCUUGGAGAAAGGCAGUGAAUUUCGAGUCUAGCGAAAAAUACAAAAAGACCUGGAACGGAGGAAAGAGUGGAAAAGAAUCGUCUCCAGUCACAGAGCAGCCGAAUAAGAACAAUUCUGAAGGACUCGCUAAUCCUGGAAACACAAUUUCCGUGAAGCGAUAUUACAACGACGAGCGAGAAGACGAAAUGGAACAGAACCUCAAUCAUGUCGGAGCGCUGAUCGGAAACCUCAAAAACAUGGCAAUCGACAUGGGCGGCGAGCUGGAGAAGCAGAACGAGCAGAUUGGCCGCAUCACGGGCAAAGCCGAAAUGAACCACGGACGCAUCGACGGGGCCAACGAGCGAGCUAAUAAGAUUCUAGAGCAGCGCUAG
This is a messenger RNA of Oikopleura dioica, 618 nucleotides long. Lineage: Eukaryota; Metazoa; Chordata; Appendicularia; Copelata; Oikopleuridae. The record is from the annotation of a GenBank genome assembly.